GAAGUGUAGGAGAGUGAGGGCAGUCGUAACAUUGCUGGUCAUCUGUCAGAUGGUUGCUGCCGGAGCUGGCUAGUAAGAUGUUAUUACUGCUGUGUGGUGGCUUGAGUGAGGACUGGGCAAGAUGGGGGGUUGUGUAGGCACGGCCAGGGAGGGCUCAACCUCCAGCCGCACCUCCUCUGCUGAAGGAUCCACUUCUGUCAGAGUAUUCGAUGGGAGGGACACAAUGCUGCUGAGAUUUGGUGGUACAUCAAUAGGAAAGAAUGUCCCUUUGCGGCACGAGAGGAUCAGAUGGAAGUCCGAUAUGCCACUGACGGAGGGCCAAGUACGCAGCAAGAGGGAUGAAUUUUGGGACACAGCCCCUGCCUUUGAGGGCCGUCGUGAGAUAUGGGAUGCACUGAAAGCUGCAGCACUGGCCAUUGAAAAUAAAGAUUAUGACUUGGCGCAAGCUAUUAUUGAUGGAGCAAAUAUAACACUUCCUAAUGGUGCCUUGACUGAUUGCUAUGAUGAGCUAGGAACAAGGUACCAGCUACCUGUUUAUUGCCUCUCUUACCCACUCAACAUCCUUCAACGAUCACCUGACAAAGAUGGAGAAAAUGAAGCAGAAGCAAGUGUAGAAGGAGAAGAGACUAUUCUUAAAGUCCGUCUUUCCACUACCAGUAAAGAUGUAAAGUUGACAGUGCGUUCAACAGACUCCAUUGCCACAGCAAAGAGAAAGCUUGAUAUUCAAGAGAACCUGAAUGGCAGUCGUCAGCGUUGGUUUUAUGGUGGAAAGCUGCUUGGUGACCGUCUGCUUGUGUGUGAGUGCAAUAUCGUACAUAAUUAUAUCGUCCAAGCCAUUAUCACAGAGGACUUCAUGACAACUAUUGAUAGUUGAGGAUUUGAGGAAGAUUAUAGGUAUAUAAUGUUGAAGAAAUGUUAUAUGUGAUAAUUGAUGUGUCAUAUCUAUUGAGUGAAUGAAGUUAGUGUGAAGCUUGUGGAUUCUUUUAAUGAGAUAAGUUUCAAAGGAUUAGAUUCUUUGUAAUUUUUUACCAAGUAAGCAGAAAUAUUAGUUGACCAUGAUACAUUUACUAUUAGCUUAAGCUGCGGGCUUACUACAAUUGAUAAGUAGUGAACCUUUGAUUUUUUAUGUUUAUAAGUAGAGUACAGUUGUUUUGGCAUUUCCAGUUGGAAAGGACUCCCAUACUUUAGUGAUAGUGUGCCUCGAUGAACUUAUUAUGAAUGGAGUCUGAUAUUUGAAUUACUCUAUUGAGAAAUAUAUAACAUGCAUUUUUCUUAUCGGAUUGUGUUUAGAGUUAUGUUUCUGCAUUUCUGGAAUCUUUGUUACAAUUAUGAUAAGAACUUGGAAUUAAUGGAAGGUAUAGUCAAAUGCAAGUUAUGUCAUAUUCCUAUUUUCUUUUAGUCAGUGUCCAUAUAGAAAAGCAAGGAUAGUUAUAGUAAAUGCUUCUAUGAUUGUUUAGCAAAAAUUAGUUAAAUAACAAAGAAUCACUGGUGUAUUUAUUUUAUUUUAUUAGAAAUGUUACAUCUACUCAUUAGUAAGUAAGAACUAAUUUAUUGUAAUAGCACUGGUCCUUUUUUCUGCAUUCAGUGUGGCAAAAAUUAUAGGAAACACAAAAUAUAUAAGGUUUCUUUAUGAUUUAACUUGAUGCAAUAUGCAUUAUUUUAUUGGAGAAAUACAAGUUUAUUAUCUGGCCAGUGUAGGAUAUUUUUGCCAUAAAUUAUAAUCAAUUUAACAGAGAUCUCUAACAGUGUCAUAUGUUAGUUGCAUUAAGACAGAAAAUGAAUGAUCAGUUUACCUUUUGUUCUGUCAGUUAUUACAAAAUAAGAUAUAACUGCAUAAAGGAAACCUUAAAUUUACUUUAGAUAUUAAGUGCUAAAUUUAUCAGUUUCCAUAUUGUUAAAAAUCCAGGAAAGGUAUUGAGCUGCACACCAUUUUUUAAUUUCAUUCAUUAGAGAGAGGAAGACUGUUUUUUAGUGUCUUUCAUAAUUACAAAUUUUGUUACAUAGUACAAUAUUCAGUUAAAAUUGGUGUGAGUACCCAUUUCAUGGCAAGAUCCUUUACAUUUUUUAUAUAUACGUAUAUAUAUACCUAUAUAUUUUUUUUUCUUAAGUAUGUUUGGUACAGGCUGCUUGGAACCUGUUGGAUACACUAUGGUAAAGUACAAUUAAAGUGAAAUAAAUGCUA
Messenger RNA from Cherax quadricarinatus, 2182 nucleotides. RefSeq names its product ubiquitin domain-containing protein 2. The record is from RefSeq and is a predicted model, not a curated record. Lineage: Eukaryota; Metazoa; Arthropoda; Malacostraca; Decapoda; Parastacidae. Gene Ontology annotation, molecular function: protein binding.